UAGAACGUGCUCGUUCAAUCCUUCUGACCUCUACUCAUUCCUUGUUUGCGACUUCAAACACACCUGCUCAAGUGUAUCGGUCGAGGAUACAUUACUUUCUUAGUCUCUCAUUUGCUAGUGCUGCCUUUGGAGCAGCAGAAUCGCGCAGGAAGCGAUGAUGUCGACCGAAAUUUCCCCUCCAGUCUUAACACGCACAUAUACAGCUCCUUCAUCUGUCCUUUCGCGGCCGAAUGUGAACUCGCAGUCGCAACAAGGCCCGUUCAAUCCGCCUCAUGCUUCACGCAUGCCGACGGCAACCGGACCUAUUUCUUCAAUUCACCUCGGCCCAAAUGCCCCUACCCCGAUAAUCAAUGGCGGUCCAGUUGUUGCCAGUGAUAGCAUCAUCAACUAUGUCGCCGGCAAAGAUCAGUCGCUCUACCAGAUUUGUAUCAACCUUCGGCAGCGAUUAAAAGACGUUCCUGGAUUUCAGCCCCACUUGGAUGAAAUUGAUGAAGAGGAUCGUGUAUCGGAUGGAACUGACCCAGUCUCGUCACUCUGGAAAUGUUUUCGCAAGGGCUAUCCUUUGAUGGCUCUGGCCAGUGUCUUGAACCCCGAAGUUGCGCAAAAUGUGGAUCCGUCCAAGGUUACAGAGGCGAAGAGGGGCAAAGCUGCUACCUUCAAAUUCUUGCGUGUCUGUCUGGAAGAUCUCAACUUCCCCUCGGCCGACAUGUUUCUCAUCGCUGAUCUGUACGGUGAUGAUACGACGGGAUUCGUAAAGGUAACAAAAGUCGUUGGCCGCGUUCUUGACAUUCUCGCCCAGCGGGGCCUUCUGCACUCACCCGCCACUGACGAAAAUGCCAAAGAAGCAUCGGAUCAGCCUGUUGUGAAGCGUACGCAUCGAGAUUUUGUGGUCGACGAACUGGUCUCAACCGAACGGACCUACGUCCAGCAUCUAGAGAUCUUGCAGCAAUUUAAGAAGCAGGUUGAAGAGCGAGGCGUCAUACCUGGCGAUGCCGUGCACGACAUCUUUUUAAAUCUCAACAAUCUAUUAGAUUUUCAGAGACGUUUCCUUAUUCGGGUAGAAACGACAAAUUCUCUCCCCUCGGAGCAGCAAAAUUGGGGUCAACUAUUUGUUCAUUAUCAUGAAGCAUUUCGGGUCUACGAACCGUACAUUGCAAACCAACGUCGCUGCGAGGAGACUGCAAUGCGCGAGUUUGAUAAGCUCAAGGAGGCUGGUGGUUCCAAGGAACUUCGGCAGAUUGUCGAUUCGCCUACUGUGCUGACUGGGUUCUUACUGAAACCGUUCCAGAGACUGGCCAAAUAUCCGCUGUUAUUAAAGGAGCUCCGCGACAAAGGUGAGAGUGACGAUCAACGUCGCUCGGAUCUAACGGCCGGUAUUGAAGCUGCGUCGGAUGUGCUUGAACGAACCAAUGCGGCUGUCGACCGCGAAGAUCGCCUCGAAGCUGUCAAGGAAUUAGCUGGCCGUGUGGAGGAUUGGAAGGGCCAUAAGAUCGACCACUUCGGCGAUCUUCUGCUCUAUGGCACCUUCACAGUUCUCAAGGGUGAUGGCAACCGAGAUGUCGAACGAGAGUAUAAGGUAUAUUUGUUUGAACGCAUUCUUCUUUGCUGUAAAGAGAUCAAUCCAAACAAACAAAAGAAUAAGAUCAUGGGGACGAACAAACCCCUCGUCGACAAGAAGGGCAAAUUACGACUGCAACUAAAGGGACGGAUAUUCAUGCAGAACGUAACGGAAAUUAUUUCACUUGCCAAGCCCGGCUCUUACAUGGUGCAGAUCUUCUGGAAAGGAGAUCCAGGGGUCGAGAACUUUUCCAUCAAAUUUACGACGGAGGAUUUCAUGAAGAAAUGGGCCAAGCAAGUUGAUGCUCAACGACAAGCAUAUAGCGAGGUCAAGUCGAAUCCGCCAAGAGGCUCGGGCACAUCAGACUCAGAAUUCAUGUAUAUGAAAAGCCAGAGUGCGAACAUUCAAAACCCCUACCAACAAGAGGAUGAAGCCGAGGAAGAUGAGGAGCCUGAGCCGCAAAAGGAGACUCAAGAGACCACUGGCUAUCCCCUAAACUCCGAGCUUUCGAUCAGCCGUAAUGCAUCCAGCACUAGCUUACGCUCGAGGUCGACGACCGGCGAGAGCGGACCGCCUCUGGCACAAGGCCCUGCUCGUGUGGCUAUGCCUCCUCCACCGAGGUUUCCUAUUACGCAGAGCCCACCUCUUUCUCUGCAUACACAACUUCCAUUGAGUGCCAUCUCACCUGGGGAACGUCUUGGUAAUUCCUAUUUCUCUCCAACUGUUGAAUCGCCAAUGUCAACACGCACUAGUGGUUCAUCUUCGGGCAUGUAUCCUUUCCCUCGUCAAGCAACGCCUAACAGUGGUUGGCCAGGUGAAGAGCAUAACCGUUUCACAGCACCUGCAAUAGGCCGAACUGCGUCCAGAGAAGGUCAGACAGGUUCCCACAGUUACAGUAACCGGCCCAGCGGUCAACGACCUUCUAUUGCCGGCUUGACUGGCGGCCAGCUGCCCAACCGCCUGCGAUCCGCAAGCAGCCCUGACAUCCAUAACAUUACAAAUUCUGGUCGUCGGAUAAAUGGCCAUAUUCAUCCUCCCAUGCCGGAUGUACCAAUGCCACCUUUGCCCGCACACAUGGCGCAUAUGAAAACUCCCGUUAAUCGAAGCCAAAACAAUUCGCCGACUGGUUCCCAGGGCGGUGUGGUGACGCGUUCCAACACGCACUCCCCUAACCUCACACGAGAGCGUCCGGGAUUCACGCAAGCUCCUCCUACCCAUGCACAGCAUCAGAGUCAAGCAUAUGAUUUGCCUAUUCGACAAGAUCCCCGCCAGGCACUCCCUCCCCAGAUAUCUGCCGCGCCUGACUCGCGCACCAUGUCCCCUUUGUCGGCGCCCGCGCCCGAACCAAGUCAACUCAAAGUACGGGUCAUUAUGGGAGAAAACUAUGUGACCCUCGUCGUUGGGAUGAAUAUCAGCUAUCAGUCUCUCAUUGACCGGAUUGACGCAAAGUUAUCCAGAUUCGCCCCAUGGUCUAUCAACCGUGGCAAUUGUCGUCUGCGCUAUGUUGAUGAGGAUGGAGAUACUGUUACAAUCAACAGCGACGAGGAUGUUCAAACUGCCUUCCAGGACUGGAGGGAGCAAAACAUCAAGCGCGGCCUGAGCAAUCAGCUUGCUGAAAUCCAGCUCGUAUGCCAACUGCUCGAACACCCGUGAUUUUUAAAUCUGGUGCACUUCUCUCGCCAGUGCUUGGAUUGAUCAUUUCUGAAAAAUUUUUCCCCCAUUUUCCCAUAUCAGUGCCAUUUUCACCAAGGCCUUUACCAUUUUCAUGGCUUAUGUUGCUUUACGACAGCGCGUCCAGGGUGUGUGGGUGAUUCCCUAUAUAUUCUUUGCUCUCAGAUGCGGUGCACGCGGUGUUGGGGAAAUUCGGCCUGGGCCUGCUUCUCU
Xylona heveae TC161 is the source of this 3442-nucleotide messenger RNA. RefSeq lists its product as hypothetical. Gene Ontology annotation, cellular component: division septum; cytoplasm; mating projection tip. NCBI's taxonomy places the organism in Eukaryota, Fungi, Ascomycota, Xylonomycetes, Xylonales, Xylonaceae. Gene Ontology annotation, molecular function: guanyl-nucleotide exchange factor activity; protein binding. The record is from RefSeq and is a predicted model, not a curated record. The transcript has 5 exons. Gene Ontology annotation, biological process: septin ring organization; establishment of cell polarity. The coding region runs from base 155 to 3211 and encodes 1018 amino acids.